Molecule: messenger RNA, 2142 nt
Organism: Impatiens glandulifera
Lineage: Eukaryota; Viridiplantae; Streptophyta; Magnoliopsida; Ericales; Balsaminaceae
Product: trihelix transcription factor DF1-like
Exons: 2
Coding region: 148-1656 (502 amino acids)
Source: RefSeq, a predicted model, not a curated record
GUUACCUCAACUCCAAGAGGGAGAGAGAGAGAAGUCUAGAAAUGAGCUUAGAACUCACUACCCAUAAAAACCCACCACCCAAUUUACUUAACAACUCCUCCUAAAACCCUAGAAUUUCACCUUUUUUGAAACCAGAAAUUCACCGAGAUGCCAGAGGAUUUGGAGUUGCGAGAAAUUUCAGCUAUAGCAGCCACGGCUACAGCCGUUGUUCCGUCGUCGUCGAAUCUGAAUGAUAAUAAUGGGUCCGGUGAAUUUGGUGAAGAAGUGGGAGGAGCAGAAGGUGGGGGCAUGGGCAUGGGCGAUGGUGAUCGGAGCUUUCCAGGAAAUAGGUGGCCUCGCGAGGAAACGUUGGCUUUGCUGAAGAUAAGGUCUGAGAUGGACUUCGCCUUUCGGGAUUCCACCAUUAAAGCGCCUCUGUGGGAUGAGGUUUCCAGGAAACUAGCUGAGCUUGGAUACAUCAGAAGCCCCAAAAAGUGCAAAGAGAAGUUCGAGAACAUCUAUAAAUACCACAAGAGGACCAAAGAAUGUCGAUCUGGCCGACAGAACAACAAAAGCUAUCGAUUCUUCGAGCAAUUAGAGCUUCUGGAUUACCAAUCCUCCCUCCCAUUACCUUCACCGAGUUACAUCCACUCUCAGGAGCCUUCCAUAAUGACAUCAAUUGUCCCAACUACAAAAAAUCCAUUUACCAUCCCUCAAAAUAUCCCCAUUCGGAAUUCAGAACUCUUCAUAUCUACCUCCACAUCCACCACAUCAUCAUCCGAGAAAGAUAUCAUAGGCGACGACAAGAAAAAGAAAAAGUUAGCAGAUUUCUUUGAGAGACUCAUGAAGGAAGUAUUGGAAAAGCAAGAGAGUUUGCAAAGCAAGUUCAUAGAGGCGUUGGAGAAAUGCGAACACGACAGAAUAGCUCGUGAAGAGAAUUGGAAAACGCAAGAGCUGGCUAGAAUCGAGAGGGAGAAAGAGUUGUUGGCUCAAGAACGUGCCAUAGCUGCAGCUAAAGAUGCAGCUGUGCUUUCUUUCUUACAGAACAUAUCCGAGAAAGCAGGACCAGGACCAGGACCCGUUCAAAUGUUGAAGAAAACUAUAUUCGAAACUCCCAGCUUAGUAAAACCAUUAUUCGAUAAAAAGGAAAACGGUAUUGUUAGUUCACCUCAGAUGGGUAGUAGUAGUUCAUCAAGAUGGCCGAAAGCAGAAGUGGAAGAUUUGAUUAAGCUUAGAACCAAUCUCGAUUUGCAAUAUCAAGAUAACGGACCAAAGGGUCCUCUAUGGGAAGAUGUGUCGAUAGCAAUGAAGAAACUCGGGUACGAUAGAAGUUCAAAAAGGUGUAAAGAGAAAUGGGAAAACAUAAACAAGUAUUUCAAGAGGGUAAAAGAGAGUAACAAGAAAAGACCUGUAGAUUCGAAAUCAUGUCCUUAUUUCGAAUUGCUAGAAUCCCUUCGUGUUAGGAAGUUCAAGAAAGGGGAGGACCCGAGUGGGUCAGGUACAAACUUGAAUCCUGUUGACGAAACACCAAUCAUGGACAUGAUGGGUCAGCAGAAAAAUCCUUUAUCGGUUAAUAAUGAAUAUUGUGAAGAUCAAAAUGAAGAAGAAGUAGAAGAUGAUGGGUCUGAUAAUGAGGAAGAAAGUAGAGAUACUUAUGAAAUUGGUAAUAAGAUUUGAGCAUGAAGAACAAAUGACAGCAAUCAAAUAAGGUAAGAGUUAGCAAUAGUUUUGCAUAGAUGGCGUUAUUGUUUUGGGGUAAAUAGUUUGGGAGGGGCACAAUAAUAAUGCUGUUGGUUGGUUGGCUGGUGUAAUAGUAGUUUUGUAUAAUCUAUAUGGGUAUGUCUUUUGAAGGUCUUUUGAAGUUUGAUUCCGAUUGAAAGCGCCUCCAUUGCGAAUGAAGUGUAGGAGUUGUGGUGGUGGAAUUUCGUGUUAGUUUUCUCCGUAAAAAAGAAAAGAAAAAAGAAGCGAUUUUUACCAUUUGUGUAGAAGAAGAAAGCUUUUUAUAUGUUUGUAUGAGUUAGUCAUGUAUUAUAGUAAUAAUAAUAAUGUUGUAUUUGAAGACAUUCUUCUAUCAAUUGAGAAGACAAACAAUAAGAAUUUUCAUAUAGUUUUUUACUGUUUGUAUUUUAUUUUAUUGUUGGAUAUUCCUAUCUUCACAUUUUU